AGGGGCGGGAAACCUUCCCUGACUCCCUUCGCCACCUCAGCGUACCUGGCGGCGCGCGCGUGCACGCGCCCAAGGGGGCUGUUGUUCUGGAUGUCCGCGCGGCCCCAGCCUCUUCCCUCCUCCCCUCAGGAGUCGUUCUUGGCGCCUUCCGCUGACGGCGGAGGACGGAUGUACCGGCGGCGAGCCAUGCCCGGGACGUGCCGCUAAGAGAGGAAGAGCGAAAGAGAAAGAGCGAGCGCUCAUAAAUAACUAUAUAAAAACCAAGGCCAUGGCGGAGUUCCUGCCGUUGCCCGGGCUGUCCUUGCGGGAGGAGCCGCUUCCUGGGCCGGAGGCCGCUGAGACGGAGGCUGAGCUGUGGCAGAGCCUGGCGCGCACCAAGACCCGCUCGUACGGCAGCACGGCCACGGUGGUGGCGCCUCUGGCCGAGCGCUACGUGGAGCAUCGCCUCAGCGCCAGCGACACCCUCCAAGGCAUCGCGCUCAAGUACGGCGUGACGAUGGAACAAAUAAAAAGGGCAAACAAACUGUUCACAAAUGACUGUAUAUUUCUGAGAAAAACAUUGAAUAUCCCUGUUAUAUCUGAGAAGCCUUUGCUGUUUAAUGGACUUAACUCAUUGGAGUCUCCUGAGAAUGAAACUGACAGUCCCCCUUCUUGUGAAGAAAGACCAAUGACAGUCCAGGAAGACAAUUCUUCACCCAGUCCUCAGGAGCCUGACAAUCAGCUCCUUCCCCCUGAAGAAUUAUCUGCCAAAGAUUUUCUACAUAGACUGGAUUUGCAGAUUAAGAUGUCCAAACAGGCAGCUUGGAAACUAAAACCUGAAUAUAACAGAGAGGACGAUGAAGAAAAUUCCUAUGCAACUUCUUCCUAUCAGCAGUAGAAGAUGAAUGAAGAUCUGGAAUCAAAGCUGUUCUUAAAAGCUAAAUAUUUGAAGAUUCAAAAGCAAACCUUUUGGAUUCAUUUAUUAUGGUGUACUUGUUACAAGUCAUAUAUAGGUAAUUCCAUUAACUAUAUUUGCACUAAAAUGAUCUGACCUUCACCUUCUGCAGGUUAGAGUCCUUUUGCUAUACAGUAAUAAAGGAAAUAAUCCUUCCAAAACUAUUAGUUGCCUUCAUAUUUCUGCUAUGAAAAUAUAGCGCGUUAGGAACAAUAUAUCCCUGAGACAACUAUGAUUCAGGAUCUUUAGGAAACAGCUAUAUAUACUUAUAAGAUAAAGUGUAAGGAGGAUUAUUUAUGAUGAAAGUCAUUAUUAUGGAGCCUUGGGAUAGAUACUCCUGUCAUGCAAAUUUUGUGAGUAUCGGAAUUGACGUGUGUGGGUACAUGUGUCUGUAUAUACGGAUAUAAAACUGUAUAUAAAAACAUUUGUGUUCUUAAAAUGAACCAGUCUGAACUGUUUUGGAAAACAGUUGAGGUUUUAAAGUAUGUAUGGCACAAUUCUUUGGAGGCUUUUUUAAACAAAGGGAAAACAACCUCAGUAAAAAUGUAUUUUUCCUUGUGUAAGGGUAAUGUUUGAAACAUAGCUUCUUGUGCAAAUAUAUGUAGUUUCCAUGUAAUAAAUACAAAAUGCACUUUUAAAAAGUGGCCUGUCCUUGUUUUUCAGCAUAUCCGUAUAGAAAGUACAGAAUGCCUGGUGCUUUGCAAAUGCAUUUCAGAAAUACGGUGUGCUUUUCUGUUUCAUUUGAGUGUAUUAAAAUUUCCUAAUCUGUCAAAAGUGUUUCUACUUUUUUUCUAGCUACUGGAACUUUAUUUGAACGACAAUAAUAUACAGUACUUUGUAGAGUGUCAACGUAUAGACUAGUGGA
Molecule: messenger RNA, 1799 nt
Organism: Rhineura floridana
Lineage: Eukaryota; Metazoa; Chordata; Lepidosauria; Squamata; Rhineuridae
Gene: LYSMD2
Product: LysM domain containing 2
Exons: 3
Coding region: 269-877 (202 amino acids)
Source: RefSeq, a predicted model, not a curated record